AUGCGCAACAUGAAGAACACAGUAGUAGCUGGAAAAGAGUUGGAUAUAAAAAGCACUUCUAAUGUAAAUGGAAUGUGCCAUGAACUAAUGACAUUACCAAAUUCUCAUCAAACUGACAGAUCCAAUCAGUAUGCAACUCAGGACAAUGAUGAUUUCAUAUCAUUAGAAUCAAACAAACAAGUACUUCUCAUAAAGCAACAGGAUGAGGAGCUGAAUGAGCUUAGUGCAAGUGUGGAGAGAAUUGGAGGUGUUGGGCUUACUAUACAUGAAGAACUCCUUGCACAGGACAGUAUUGAAAAGAUUAUAGAUGAUUUAGGUACGGAAAUGGAGAGUACAUCAAAUCGUCUUGAUUUUGUUCAGAAAAAGGUAGCUGUGGUGAUGAAGAAGGCUGGGGCUAAGGGGCAGAUCAUGAUGAUAUUAUUCUUGGUUGUUCUGUUCAUUGUUCUAUUUGUUCUGGUCUUCCUCACGUAGGCUAAGGAGGAAGGAACCAUUCGGCAAUUGCAUAUAUGUGGAAGAGAGUGCUGAUGUUGAAGAAUAAGGUGGGAGUUCAUAAGGAACGUAGUGAAUUGAUUGGUGACGUGGUUUUCUUGAAUAAUUGUUACAUGGAAAUACUGCACAGAAUGAAAUUCUACCUUUUUGGUAGUGUUUAUAUAUAUAUAUAUAUAAAUAUAAAAUAUUUUCUGGUUUUGUUUCAGGAAGUGGUGUAGGUAGGGUUGUUUGUGAUUUUGAACAGAUUUGAGUACUAAAUAUAUGAGAUGUUAAAUAGGAUCAUGUGUUUGACUUUCUAUUUUAUUUGUACAAGCAUUCA
Messenger RNA from Camellia sinensis, 808 nucleotides. NCBI's taxonomy places the organism in Eukaryota, Viridiplantae, Streptophyta, Magnoliopsida, Ericales, Theaceae. The record is from RefSeq and is a predicted model, not a curated record.